Messenger RNA from Racocetra persica, 654 nucleotides. NCBI's taxonomy places the organism in Eukaryota, Fungi, Glomeromycota, Glomeromycetes, Diversisporales, Gigasporaceae. The record is from the annotation of a GenBank genome assembly.
AUGCCAUCCGCAAAAAAAUCCACGACGUGUUGUGAUACUUCUAAAGGUGCUGCGAUGUAUAUAAAAAAUAAUGAAAGUUUGGAGCGAUGGGUAGAUGACUUGUUGAAAGAAUUUGACAAUGUUAUGUCUGUAAACUUAAAUACCGACAUUUGCCAGGAUAAUAAUCGAAGAGUUAAGGAAUUAAUUAAACGGAUUGAUGACAGGCUUAAUCAAACUAUAACAGACGACUUUGAAGGUCUUCGGGAGGAAUUUUCAAAAGAUUCUGAUAUAAUAGACGAAACGUGUGAGAAUGGUAAUGCCGACGAAACACUUUCUGUUGAUCAUUCAACCGAUACUACAAAAGUGCAGCAGUCUGCACCAAAGUUACCAUCAAACAUAGCAAAAAAAACAACCGGCAAGAUUACGCGUGUCAAGUCUUCCAUAAUAGAAAAAGACAUUCCGCCAGAUGGUUGUAAUUAUUGCCUGAGCAGCCAAGAAACACGAACAUCCACUCAUGAUCAAAUUGAUUCUGUCAAGAGUAGGAUAGAAAUUGCACGGAGGCAGAAUUCACAUAUUGUUGGCACGAUUGUGAAACGAAAUAAAUUUGAAAGACUUUUGAAUGGUCGAUAUCUUAUUGAUAAAAAAGAUACCAUUGGUGAAGGGCAUCAUGGAAAG